AUGCUUGAGCAGAACCUCUACGACUUUCUCAAGCAGAACAAAUUUACUCCUCUACCUCUCAACAGUAUUCGUCCAAUUGUACAGCAGGUUCUUACAGCGUUGCUCAAACUGAAAUCUCUCGGCUUGAUCCAUGCUGAUCUCAAGCCUGAAAACAUCAUGCUGGUUGAUCCCACCAAUCAGCCCUUCCGAGUAAAGGUAAUCGAUUUUGGUUCGGCUAGUCACAGGAGUAAAGCGGUUACUAACACUUAUCUUCAAAGCAGGUACUACAGGUGA
This is a messenger RNA of Cooperia oncophora, 273 nucleotides long. The record is from the annotation of a GenBank genome assembly. Lineage: Eukaryota; Metazoa; Nematoda; Chromadorea; Rhabditida; Trichostrongylidae.